Cokeromyces recurvatus is the source of this 1035-nucleotide messenger RNA. RefSeq lists its product as uncharacterized. The transcript is spliced from 3 exons. The coding region runs from base 38 to 784 and encodes 248 amino acids. The record is from RefSeq and is a predicted model, not a curated record. Lineage: Eukaryota; Fungi; Mucoromycota; Mucoromycetes; Mucorales; Mucoraceae.
UUUUUUUAUUAAAGCAUAUUUUACACCAAUUCAAUAAAUGCCACCUAAAAAAUCAAAUGCCAUUGUUGACGUUGUUAGUGAUCUAAUGAGAGCAGCAGCAGGCUCUGGUGCAAAGGAUAUUGCAGAUGAAGACAUUGAUAAAUAUGUUGCUGAUCUUAUUCUAAAGGAAGCCGAAGAGAAGCGUAAAAAAUAUAAUGAAAUUGGUGUGCAAGCAUAUCAACCUCAGCCUAAAAAGCCAAAGCCAAAUACUCGUUUUUUAUUUAAUGUUGUCAAGGCAACUGAUAGUCAUAACCAAGCUGUUAUUAAAACUAAUGAGGAAAAUUUAGCUCGAUUACGAAGAGAAAGAGAAUUGAGAACAAAAAAUGAAAGACGAAAAAGUCAUCAGCAUCACGAUGAAAGCAGAAAAAGACAUAGACAACGUUCAUUAUCACCGCAUUCUUCAGAUGAUCAUAAAAGACGCAAUCGAGAUGGAGAGAAAUCCUCCUCUCAUCAUCAUCAUCAUCAUCGAUCCCCAUCAACUAAAAACAGAAAAUCAAGCAAAGAUGAGGAAAUACAGUUUAGAGGGAGAGGGAAAAUUAGAAUUAAUACAUCCUCUAUGGAUAAAUAUUUUUCAAAAGGGUAUGAUCCUUUAUUAGAUACAGCUAUUUCGGAUGAUGAAGGGAAACGAACAUUAAAUAAGAAAAAGAAGAGAAAUGAAAAAUAUAAAACUGAAAGUAGUCAGGGUUCAAGUUCACCUGAAAUCGGCCCAAAACCACUUUAUAGAACAUCCAAUGGGCCAACUUGAUUUUUAUAUUAUCCACGAAACUGUCGUAAAGUAGUCUUAAAAUAAAAUAAAUAUGAAUUAGAUAUUGUUUAAAUAAGUAAAUCUGUGUGUGUGUGUGUAUGUUUUGUCAUUUACUUCUAAAGCUUUUUCUAUAUCUUCCAAUUUAACAUAAUUAGCAUGUCUUUCAGCUGCAAUUUGUUCAGAAGUUUUAGCUAAUCUAUCAAGAAAUAAAACAAAGUCUAAAUACAUCAAUAUAUCAGCAUUAGAUGAUA